CGCAGGAAUAUGGAGUAGUGUACAUGAUUCCGUCGGUCCUCGGACAGACCAGAAUCGUGCUAGCUGACCCAAGAGCCAUCGCACAUUUUUAUGCCCGAGAAUCAUGGACCUAUGUGCAGACGCCCCUUUCUCUGGCGCUGAUAGAGAACAUGGUCGGCAGAGGGGUACUAUGGUCUCAGGGUGAGAGUCACAGAAGGCAGCGGAAGGCUCUCACUCCGGCGUUCAGUAACGCAGCUAUUCGGAAACUCACAUCGGUAUUUUAUGAUUCAGCAUAUAAGGUAUGGAUUUCCAAUGUAAGGAAUGCGACACAUCUGAUCUCGAAACUCUAAGGUCAAGAACGUAUGGGACACCGAUGUAGAAUCGAGCAAAGAUGGAAAUGCUGUCAUUGAAGUUCAAAACUGGAUGAAUCAUAUCUCUUUGGAUACGAUUGGCAUCGCGGGUUUCUCCCAUGAUUUUGGCUCACUCGACGGAAAGCACGCCAGCGUUAC
Messenger RNA from Suillus subaureus, 488 nucleotides. RefSeq lists its product as uncharacterized. Bases 24 to 329 code for a protein of 101 amino acids. Gene Ontology annotation, molecular function: heme binding; monooxygenase activity; iron ion binding. The record is from RefSeq and is a predicted model, not a curated record. NCBI's taxonomy places the organism in Eukaryota, Fungi, Basidiomycota, Agaricomycetes, Boletales, Suillaceae. The transcript has 5 exons.